AUGUUACGACAUAAGAUCUCGAGAAGGUUCACUAGCACUGUUCAAAAGAUUGAUUACAAGAUUCAAGCACAGGAUGUACCUAAAAAUGCCACCAUAUUUAGCAUGAUUCAGCCAACUGGAAAAUUUCACCUUGGCAAUUAUUUGGGAGCUGCGAGAGUAUGGAGAGAUUUAUGUGCAUUCAAGCAGGAUGAUCAGAAAUUACUGUUUGGAGUCGCUGAUUUACAUGCCAUCACCGUUCCAAAGCCCAAUGUGGAAGAAUUUCGUCAAUUAAGAAUUGAAGCAAUAGCCAGCAUACUAUCAUGCGGAGUAGAUCCUUUGAAGGCCUCGGUUAUGUACCAGUCGAGCAUUCCGCAGCAUUCUCAGCUGCAUUGGCUUCUCUCCACGUUCGCAACAAUGGGAUAUCUGAAUAGAAUGACUCAAUGGAAGUCUAAAUCAAAUAUAAGGGAUGCUGUUAUUGAUCCAGCCUCCAUCGGUAAGGUCAAACUUGGGCUCUUCUCCUAUCCUGUGCUUCAAGCGGCUGAUAUUCUCAUUUACAAGGCUACACACGUCCCAGUCGGUGAUGAUCAGAGCCAACACCUCGAGUUGACAAGGGAUUUGGCUGAGCAGUUCAACACUUUUUACAAAACAGACUUCUUUCCUCUUCCAAAGACGAUACUGGCACCUACAAAGAAGAUCCUGAGCUUGACCUCUGACAAGAAAAUGUCCAAAAGUGAUACAAAUCAGGGCUCAGUCUUGUACUUGAGUGACGAUCCUGAAAUUAUUGCCAAAAAAAUACGGAGAGCUGUGACUGAUUCGAUAUCUACACAUUUCAACUACGACCCCGUAGAGAGACCUGGCGUUUCUAACUUGAUCAACAUAGUAAGUGGCAUUCAGCGAACUUCUAUCGAAAAUGUUGAAAAGGAUAUUUCUAAAUUCGAUAACUUCAAAGAUUUCAAAAGUUAUGUGACUGAGGUGAUAGUUGAAGAGCUAAGAGAGCCAAGGUUGUUGUUUGAGCGCUACAUGCAAGAACCAGAUUACUUAGAUUCGGUCAUCACAAGAGGUACUGAAGAGGCGGCUGAAAUGGCGCAAAGAAACAUCAAAGAAAUUAUGAAUAUAAUGGGACUGUGA
Torulaspora delbrueckii is the source of this 1107-nucleotide messenger RNA. It is a transcript of the gene MSW1, whose product is annotated as tryptophan--tRNA ligase MSW1. Gene Ontology annotation, biological process: mitochondrial tryptophanyl-tRNA aminoacylation. The record is from RefSeq and is a predicted model, not a curated record. Gene Ontology annotation, cellular component: mitochondrion; mitochondrial matrix. Bases 1 to 1107 code for a protein of 368 amino acids. Gene Ontology annotation, molecular function: ATP binding; tryptophan-tRNA ligase activity. NCBI's taxonomy places the organism in Eukaryota, Fungi, Ascomycota, Saccharomycetes, Saccharomycetales, Saccharomycetaceae. The transcript has a single exon.